Molecule: messenger RNA, 13907 nt
Organism: Chanos chanos (milkfish)
Lineage: Eukaryota; Metazoa; Chordata; Actinopteri; Gonorynchiformes; Chanidae
Gene: vps13d
Product: vacuolar protein sorting 13 homolog D
Exons: 70
Coding region: 131-13363 (4410 amino acids)
Biological process (GO): protein retention in Golgi apparatus; protein targeting to vacuole; mitochondrion organization
Molecular function (GO): protein binding
Source: RefSeq, a predicted model, not a curated record
CAUCAAAAGAGCUCAACCCAACAAAAUGACAUCAAAGAUUCGGGGUGAGCGCUGAUCGCUUGAGAUCCCUCCACAGUUCAACCCCGCUUCACCCCUUCCAACACACCUCUCCAAAUCCUGACAUCUCACGAUGUUGGAGGGUCUUGUUGCUUGGGUUCUCAACACCUACCUAGGCAAAUAUGUCAGCAACCUGAACACAGAUCAGCUCUCAAUUGCACUUCUUAAAGGGGCAGUUGAACUGGAGAACCUCCCCUUAAGAAAAGAUGCCCUCAGAGAGUUUGAUCUGCCCUUUGAAGUCAAAGCAGGUUUCAUUGGGAAAAUCACCCUCCAGAUCCCUUUCUACCGGCCGCACAGUGAUCCAUGGGUUAUCUCAAUGUCCCAACUGAACUUGAUCAUUGGACCAGCCCAGCCACAGGAAUAUGAUGAGGAGAGAGAAAGGGAGGCUGAGAAGCAGCAGAAGAAGCAGCUGCUUAAGGCUUUGGAGAACAAGUGGAAGAGUGAAUGUGAGCAGAAAGGAGAGUCAUAUUGGUACUCUGUUACUGCCUCUGUGGUCACCAGGAUAGUUGAAAAUAUUGAGCUGAAGAUUCAAGGUGUCCACUUAAGGUUUGAAGAUGAGAUCUCCAACCCAGAGAAACCCUUUUCUUUUGGUGUUUGUAUCAAGAAUGUAUCUGCGCAAAACUCCUCCAAAGAACCGGCCCAAAAGCUGAUGCGUCAAAAGCAGUUGGAGGUUGAGGAAUUCAGUGUAUACUGGGACACAGAGAGCACCAUGCUUGGAGAUCUUCCUCAAGCUGAGAUACAGGAAACCAUGACCAAAUGUAUGCACAGCCGUGACCACCAGUAUAUUUUUGAACCUGUGUGUGCAUCGGUGUUGUUGAGGAGGAACGCUUCCAAAGAGCCAUUACGGUCUCGGCAAAACCCACGCAUCGAGGGCCAAGUGCAGCUAGAGCCCCUUUCCCUGAAGCUCUCACAGAUUCAGUAUCAGCAGAUCAUGGCUUUUCUUAAAGAACUUGAUCGUCGAGAGAGGGAGAUGGUGUUUCGCAAAUGGAGACCUAAAGUACCAGUUAUUGGAAACGCUCGGCAGUGGUGGAUGUUUGCGAUAAAUGCCAACCUGAGUGAGAUCAGAGAGAAGCGAAGAAGGAGGAACUGGGAUUUUGCCCUGCAGCGGGCUCGCGAUGCCCAGCUUUACACAAACCUCUACAUCCAGAGACUUAGGGGGAUUUCUUUAAGUUCACAGGAGGAGGAUGAAUUGGAGAGGAUUGAAGACGAACAGACUUUAGAGGAGUUACAGUGUCUCAGAGAAAUUGUUCAUGACUCCUUCCGUAAACAGGAGGAAAUUGCUGAGAGUGUAAGAGAGCCUAUGUCUGAACCACCUGCAACCUCUCCCACUGCUUCAAUACCCAAAAGUGGGAGUUCAGGUAUGAUCCAGUACCUGCAGUCCUGGUUUCCUGGCUGGGGUGGGUGGUAUGGAGGUGCAGUGAGUGGUCCAGAUGGACAGGGAGUGGCUCCAGAUGAUCUCAUUCCAAGCCCUUCUUCAUGGGAUAUGCUGGCUGACACAGAAGAGCUAUUUGACCCCUUGGAGGACUCUCAAACCUUGAACAGCUUCACAAGAAGGGACCACCUCUUUGCACGAUUAAACUUCACGUUGGAGAAAGCAUCUGUUACCCUCUUCCACCAAGACAAGUCAAGGUCCCUAUCUAAAGAGAGUGGGGUCAUUCAGCUGGAAUUUUCAGGGGUAAAGAUUGGAGUUGAGUCACUGCCUCGUUCUGAGUCAUCUCUGCUCUCUGUGCAACUUGGAGGGCUGUUUUUGAGAGACCUCACCACCCAGGACUCCAUUUUCCCUGUCCUCGUCUCCCCGAAACCUGACAAAGUGGUUGUUGCCAUCAAUCAACCCUUUGGGCAGACCAGUUUUACAGAGACAAGCAGCUCAACCUCCAGCAUUGAGCCCUCUGUCGCGCCUGUCUUUGAGAUGAUCUAUGAACGGAAUCCAGUAAGAAGUAAAUUUGAGAGGAGACUUGAAGUCAAAACUUGCCCUCUCAAUAUCAUCUACAAUCCUCAGGCAAUCAAAAAGGUUGCAGACUUCUUCUAUAAGGGCAGGGUGCACACUUCAGGUUUUGGAUACCAGUCUGAGUUGGAACUGAGGGUCGCUGAGGCAGCAAGGAGGCAAUACAACAAGCUGAAGAUGCAGACAAAGGCUGAGAUCCGGCAAACCAUAGACCAGCUGCUGGUUGGAGAGUUCAUUGAGAACAGCAAACGGUGGACAAUGAAGUUGGACAUAUGUGCCCCUCAGGUUAUCUUUCCAGAUGACUUUCAGUCAAAAGACCCCAUGUUAGUGGUGGUUGACCUUGGGCGCAUUCUUCUUACCAAUUCUCAAGAAGAUUCUAAGGCAAAAGCUAAGACCACCCAGUCAGAGGGUGAUGAGUUAAGUGAUGAGGAAUAUCAGACUCCACUAGCAACACCUCCUGAAUCUCCACCACCAGAGCUUGAGACAGAAUGCAAAGAUCAGAUGAAGUCGUCUGAUUUCAUCAACUUUAAAUCCCUCGAAGGAGCCCAGUCAUUCAGCAGAAAACUGUAUGAGAAAUACUCUUUAUCUUUCAAUGACCUGCAGAUCAUGGUAGGCCACUACAAAGAUAACUGGAAACAUCUGCAAGAGAGUGAGGUGGGGCCGACUCAUGUAGUAGAGAAAUUUAACGUGCUAUUGCAGCUGGAGCAGAGACUGCGUUACACCUCAGACCCUCAGCUCCCUGGGGCUGUUCUCUCAGGAACUCUUCCAGAUCUCAAAGUGCACAUUAACUUGGAGAAGAUGACAGCGCUCAGAAGCUGCCUGGCUAGGUUGGGCAGUCCAGAUGCUGAGGAGGACAAAGAUCUAAAAGGAGAGAGCCUUAAGUCUCCUGACCCUUUGUCACUGCGCCGUGAGUUGAUCUUUCCAAGAGAUGACAGUCAUUCAAGGCUUCAAGGCUCCUCCAAAAAUCUGACCCAGAGUGUAAUGACUCUAGAGCAGCAUACCAGAGAAGUGCUGGUAGAAUCCAGACUCCUUCUUGCGGAGUUUAAUAUCAAUUACAUGCAGCUGGGUGUAGAGAGUGGAGGUCGUUACAUAUCUGUCUUAAAGGUUUUUGGCACUAAUGCCCAUUUUGUGAAGCGGCCUUAUGAUGCUGAAGUCUCUCUCACAGUCCAUGGUCUCCUCCUGGUGGACACCCUGCAGACAUAUGGCUCUGACUUUGACCUGCUUGUGGCCUCUCACAAGCACCUUAGUUUUGAUGUGCCUACAGGCAGUUUGAGAGAGAGCCAGCCUACAUCCCCUGUCUCACCUGAUGGAAAAUCCCCAGAACCUCCAGACCUCCAAGGGAAUGCCAGAGGACCACCUUUUGAGAAAGUCUCACCUUUGAGCUCUUUCCUCAGAGAUCAGGACGCACUCAUUAAACUUGAGUACCAGUUUGUUAGCUUAGACUGCCCAUCCAUGAACUUGGACAGUUCCCUCCAGGUCACAACAAUGCAGGUCAACAAUUUGGAUAUUAUUCUCAAUCCUGAAACUAUGGUGGAACUGCUCAAGUUUCUACAACAGUCCUUUCCCAAAGAUGAAAGCACAUGGUCUCCUGCAGCACAGCAACCUUCACCACUGCCCAAUGGAGAGGACCAGGACACUUAUCAGUCUACCUAUGACCAAAACAAAGAGUUGACUGUGGAAAUUCACAGGUUAAAUGUACUGCUUCUGCGGACAGUUGCUACUGGCACAGUUUUAGGAGGUGAAAAGAAAGGCAUGAAAAUUGCCACAGCCAGUAUAAAUGGAACAAAGGUCAAUGUUUCCAUGGGAAGCAGAUUAGAUAUUAAUGGCUCUUUGGGAUGUAUUCAACUUGUAGACCUAACUCAGGAAGGUGGGAAAAGUCAAUUUGUGGUCAGCAUUGGAAAUUUGGAAGAUACCCCUUCUGCCGAGGAUGUGGCUUUCUUCUCUGGUGCUGGAAUAGCUCCCUCAGAGGCUUUGAAUUUUCGCCUUUUGGAAAAAUCCCAAGGAGAGUGCUCCCUACAUCUUCAUAUGGCAUCCCUGCACUACAACCACUCUGCUAAGUUCCUAAAGGAGCUCACUCUUUCUGCCAAUGAAGUGGAAGAUAACUUUCGCUCUAUGUUGAAGACGGCAGCUACAAAAGUGUCCAGUGUACUUGCCACCAAGACAGCAGAGUACAGUGGAAUGGUGUCCCUCUUUGAGACCCCAUCGAGGAGAUCGAGGACACAGAGUCAAAGCAACUUGAUACUAGAUCUCUUUGACGACGAGGAUGAGGACACGAUGCCUGAGGAAGAGCCAGGCUUAGACUCAUUUCUAGUAAAACUCACUCUAAACAUUAGUAUAGAAUCACCUGUUGUGUCCAUUCCUCGAAAGCCUGGGCACCCAGAGCUUCUUGUUGGUCAUUUGGGGAGCAUAACCAUCCAGAACUUUGCUGGCCAGGACUCGGAGGGGGAGAAAUUGCAAGUAGAAGUUAAAGAUAUUAGACUUUACUCUCUCAAUACAAGUCAUCUUGUCCCGCGGAAAGCAACUCGGAGUGACAGCAGCCCCAGUCAGGCACCCUUUUACAGUGGGAGUGUUAGCCAAGAUGAGCCACAGUUUACACGCCAUGACUUUUUUGAGUCUCUAAGCCGAGGAAAAGCUUUUCAUAUUCUGAAGGACACCUCCAUACAGUUGACUAUCGAGAAGGUCCCCACUGAUGAAAACACCCAGUUCAACUUUUUGUCAUCUGAUGAGACAUACCACAGCUCUGGAUUACUUAGAGUAGAGGGCAAAUUUGUCAAUGCUGUACAGGUAUGCCUGUGUAAGCCUGUCUAUGAGCAGGUUCUUCAGACUUUAGAUAACCUCUCGCUCACUGAAGUGCAGAGAGCAACACCCAGCCAGCCUCCCACACCACCUCCUCCAACCCCCUCCUCCACUAAACCACACCGCUUCCCAGAUCCAACAGGGGGGCUGUUUGCUCGUGAUCCACCACUCAAUAGUCUCUCUUAUUCCUCGCUGUCAUCUUCUCUCUCAUCUCCACACCCCCUUCAGCACCACAGUGCUCCUCUUCAGCUUCAACCUUUCACCCAAGUCAAGGCCACUUUCCGGGUCACUGAACUCCAAGUUCAGCUCAGUGGAGACCUCACCCAGGGGUGUCAGGGCCUGGUGAGCCUGCGGUUCCAGGACUUGGAAGGAGAGUUCACCAAAGAUCACCCUCACUCCCUCUCUGUCCAGAUUGCCCUUCGUUCACUUCUAAUGGAGGAUCUGUUGGAGCAAAAUCCAGACUCCAAGUACAAACACCUCAUGGUGUCCAGGGGUGCACCCAAACCCUCAACGUUCAGCCCCAAAGAAUACCUCUCCCAAUCUUGCCCAUGCCCUUCCAACGCCAUUUAUCCAGAGAUGCCGCGCUCUCUCCCAGCACAAAUGGAGGAAGCGCAAAAUGUAUUUCAGUUCUAUCAAAGACACCCCAGUACUCCCUCUGCUUCUAGUCGGAAGAGCAAAAAGGACCCAGAGUGUCCCAGCACCCCACCACCCUCUCCAUCUCGUAACACCCCUUCUCCUCGCCCACGCCCAGACUUUGAUGAUUCUUUGGUACACAUCAAUGUGCUGCUUGUGGAUAAACACCACCCUGAAUUUAAGACUAGAUAUGGCAGCAUUGGUCGCAGUGUGGAUGUGGACUUUAAUUGCCUGGAUAUUCUGGUCACGCUGCAAACCUGGGUUGUCAUCUUGGACUUUUUUGGCAUUGGCUCUAAUGCCAAUAACCACGCUGUGAAAGUGCCUACAACCCCACCACAGCCUGUACCAGGACACCCCUUCAGUAGUUCUUGUCCUGGUAAUUUGGAAGAUUUAUAUCCGGAGAUUAAUGAAGACGAAUUGGAGGAACCAGUCAACACUAAGCUAGAUCUAAAGGUCCACUCUCUAUCUCUUGUGUUAAACAAGAAAACAAACGAACUUGCAAAAGCUAGUGUCUCUAAAUUGUUUGCUCACAUGGAAAUGAUUGAGGGGGACCUAGCACUGCAGGGCAGUCUUGGCAGUCUGUCACUGAGUGAUCUGACCCCUCAUGGGGAUCUGUACAGAGAACGUUUCACAACCCGUGGUGGGGAGGCCCUCGUCUUCAACAUAUACAAGUACGGUGAACCUGACCCUUACCUAAAACGGGACUGUGAUAUGAAGGUGUCAGUGCAGAUGGCCUCAGUGCAGUAUGUACACACACAGCGUUUCCAAGCCGAGGUGGUGGCUUUCAUCCAGCACUUCACCCAGUUACAGGAUGUCCUGGGCAGGCAGAGAGCAGCCAUAGAAGGCCAGGCGGUGCGUGAGCGGCCUCAGCGUGCAUCCCGCAUGCUUCUGGACAUUGAGGCAGGUGCACCUGUCCUCCUGAUCCCAGAAAGUUCCCGUUCCCCACACCUUAUAGUGGCAAACCUGGGACAGCUGCGUGUGCGCAACAGUUUCCUCCCUGCUGGCGCCCAUGGCACCUUCUCUCUUAGAGAUAAGGUAGAAAAACUUACCAUGGCACAUACCUUUUUCCCCUCUCUGGAUCGUGUGAAGAACGCACAGCCAACCACUGGACCCAGCAAGUCAAACACGGAGGAGUCUUCAGACAAGACCAAAUCGUCAAGCAGUACAGCAUCUGGGUUUACCUUGGGACGACCCCAGCCUGGCUUGGGAGUGAUCCCUGAAGUAGAUCCCCCAGAGAGCCAUGUAUGCCUGUUAGACUGCAUUGCUCUGGACUUGCAAGAAAUGGACAUUUUUGCUGCUGAACGGUUGCCGUGUGAGCCAUGGGACAGUGCUGGGAAGCAUCAGGACACAGAACUGGUUUUCCCCUCUUUCUCUGUACGCCGCACAGGAGACAACCUGUUGAAGGAACGAUGCCAUCUCAAGCUGAAAGUGGAGCGAAACCUAGACAAGGAGCUGAGUCAUGCAGUCCCAGACAUGUCCAUCCAUGGCAAUCUGUCCUCAGUUCAUUGCUCCCUGGAUCUGGAGAAGUACCAGCUGAUUCGUAACCUGCUUGAACACAACCUUGGAGAACCAGUGGAAGAGUUCCUCAGACCCUACAAUCUUCAGGACCCCAGCACCUAUACUGUCCUCAGUGGGGAUGUCUACACAAGCCUCUCCUUGCUCCUGGACAUGAUGAACGUCAGUUUGGAGUUACUGGAUGGGCCCAAAACGUCUGGGCACAAGUCAUCAUUGGCCAGAUUUGACUUCAUGAAAUCCAAGCUGCUGUUUGAGAGUUUCUCCAGUGGUUCCAAGUCUGUGAACCUAGUGUCACAUUCACUCCUUGCCUAUGACACACGGUACAGUGGGGCUGUCAGUGCCACAGCCAGUAAGCACAACGUCUUUGAGUGCAUUCUGCAGCCCUCAAGGACUGGCGCUAAUCGAGCUUCCCUGCAGCUGGAACUGCACUACAGGUCCACACGGGACUCUUCAUGUUUCACAGUUGUUCUGAAUAACCUCAGAGUCUUCCUCAUCUUUGACUGGCUACAACUGGUCAGGGACUUCUUGCGUAUGCCCGCAGAGAAAGGGGCAGCUCCACCCAGGCAGCGCUGGCCAAGUGGCAGCAGUGAUUCAAGUACCACAGGCACUGUCAUGCCCAAAACGGUUAAGAGUGGCGUGGUCACGAAACGGUCCACGGUACCUGUCACUCAAGACAAACAGCUGGAGGUCAAGAUCAAUGUUACAGGAACUGAAUUUGUAGUCGUGGAAGACUCCUCAUGUUUGGAUACCAAUGCCAUCAUUCUAAAAGGCACUACUGUGCUUACCUAUAAGCCACGCCUCUUGGACCGCCCCUUCUCAGGCAGCUUAGCUGGCAUUGAGGUUUUUUCAUGUCGACUAGGCAGUGAACAAGAGACAGCUCUGUCCAUCAUUGACCCUGUUAAUGUGCAAGUGGAGCUCUGUGGGAGCCCAACCUACCAGAGCAGCUCAGGGCUGCUGGAUGCCUUUAACAUAGAAGAUUUCCCCCCACUGCUGGAGAUCCAGUUCCCCGCUCUGGAUAUCCGUCUCUCUUACAAUGAUGUCCAGCUCUUUCUGGCCAUAGCCAAGUCCAUCCCCACCUCAGGCUCCCCCAGUACCACAGACGCUGCCCCUGACUCGCAGACGGCCAUAUCCACAGCCAGCCCUGGCUCUUCCUCCAAAGCAAAGGACUCUUUCAGGCACAAAACAGAAGCUCUACUGGAAGGUCAACUGACAAGAUUGCAAGACCUUGGCUUCAGAAAGGAUGACUGCAAACAGGCACUGAUUCACUGCAAAGGCCAGCUGGACCAGGCAGCCACAUGGUUGCUGGAGAAUGCAGAGACCAUGUCUGGCCGCAGCAGAGUGGACUCAGACCCAGCCAGUCACCCAGCUCCAUAUCUCUCUGGGGUGGAAGUGAAAGCUGAUAACGUGUGCAUCUGCUUUAUUGAUGACUGCAUGGACUGUGACGUCCCUUUAGCUGAACUGACCUUCUCACGCCUGUAUGUGCUACAGAGGAUUGGAUCUACCCAGGAAGGCAAGGCCAGCUUCGCUCUGUCUGGAGAUUUCUAUAAUAGGGAGCUCUCAGGCUGGGAGCCGUUCAUUGAGCCUUGGCCUUGUUUCCUGACCUGGCAGCAGCAGGCGGCAGGUCGUCUCCAUCCUCCACGCCUCAAGAUAGGGGUGCGAGCCAAACAGAGACUGGACGUCAACAUCACCUCAGUCUUACUGGAGCAGUACAGUACCACUAAGACCUCCUGGCUGGCAGAUUACUGCAAAGAAGACAAGCCGUCGCCACAGAACUCCGCAGCCCUGUCUUGGAUGGGCUCCUCUGUUGACCCCCCCUCCUUUGGCCAGAGUGUUCCUCUUGCCCACUUAAGAACUAGGAGCACUGCCAGCUUGACUUGCCUUGAGCAGCAGAUUCAUGCACGAGCGGAUGUGAAGCUGUCCAAGAGGAGACAGCCAUUUGUGCCCUACGCCCUGCGUAACCAUACCGGCUGCACUAUGUGGUUCGCCACCCUAACUACCACCCCAACAAGGGUGGCGCUGUCUCAUAGUGGUAGUGCUGACUCUAUAUCUGCUGUGCAUGGGCCUUGUGUGGACGACACGCACAAUGUCAGUCAGUGGAGAGAGGUGCUGCCGGGGGAAGAGAUUCCGUUUGAGUUUGAAGCACGGGACAAGCUCAGACACAGACACACCCAUGAGCUGAAGCUGCACCAGCUGCUAGUGCGUGUGGGAGGCUGGGAGCAAGUCAAGCCUGUCUCUGUGGACAAGGUUGGGGUGUUCUUCCGCUAUGCUGCUCCAGACCACAACAACCCUUCAAGCACUGUCGGCAGUCCAAUUAGUAGAACUAACAUCAUCCACCCCCACGUAUAUUUCUCGGCAUUACCUCCUGUUAGAGUUGUCUUCUCCAUCACCAUGGAGGGCGGCGCACGGAAGGUCAUCACCGUACAGUCUGCUCUUAUGGUCAAAAACAGGCUUGAGGUACCUAUGGAAGUUCGCCUGGACAGCCCUUCAGCACCUGAUAAACCUGUUGUCCUUCCUCCUAUCCUGCCUGGUGAGGCUCUGGCUAUCCCCUUACAUCUGACCUCAUGGAGGCUGCAGGCACGUCCCAAAGGCCUGGGCCUCUUCUUUUGUAAGGUUCCUAUCCACUGGACUUCUGUGGAGAGGCCAGGAGACAUCAGCAGCAGCAAGAGGGAGUGCCAGUCAGCCGACUUUGACGACAAUCUCAAACGCAGCUUCAGGUUCUGCGUGGUGAUCAAAAAGGAGAACUACCCUGACCAGCAGCCGGCGAAGACCGUGGCAGGUGGAACCAACCAGAUCUACAGGCAACCAGGCCAUACCAUCUACCUUCUGCCCACUUUAGUGCUGGCCAAUCUACUGCCCUGUGACCUUAACUACUACAUCAAAGGGACUUCAAUUAAGGGAACUAUGAAACCUGGCAAAGAGGCUGUUCUCCAUGCAGCAGACACCUCUCAGAACAUGGAGUUAGGUGUGAUGCUGGAGAACUUCCCCGUGUGUAAGGAGCUGUUGAUUCCUCCUGGCACUCAGAACUACGUGGUGCGCAUGAGACUGUAUGAUGCCAACAAGCGGUUGCUAUGUCUCACUAUUCGCAUCAUCCUCAGAGCACAGGGGGCGCUGAAGAUCCUCAUCUCUGCCCCCUAUUGGCUCAUCAACAAGACGGGACUGCCUCUGAUCUUCCGUCAAGAUAAUGGGAAGACUGAUGCUGCAGGGCAGUUUGAGGAGCAUGAAUUAGCGAGGAGCCUUAGCCCUCUACUCUUCUGUUACACUGAUAAAGAACAGCCCAACAUGUGCACUAUGCGCAUUGGUAAAGGGAUCCAUCCUGACGGUGUUCCAGGCUGGUGUCAGGGUUUCUCUCUGGAUGGAGGUAGUGGAGUGAGAGCAGUUAAAGUCAUCCAACAUGGAAACAGACCAGGGCUCAUCUACAAUAUAGGAAUCAACACAAGAAAAGGGAAGGGCCGCUAUCGUGACACACACAUUGUAACUUUUGCCCCACGCUACUUGCUUGACAAUCGAUCAUCGCACAAACUAGCCUUUUCACAAAGAGAAUUUACCAAAGGAAAGGGAACUUCAAAUCCAGAGGGCUAUAUUUCCACUCUCCCAGGGUCCAGUGUGGUUUUCCACUGGCCUAGGAACGACUAUGAUCAGCUCCUUUGUGUCAGACUCAUGGACAUCCCCAACUGCACAUGGUCUGGAGGGUUUGAGGUCAAUAAGCCCAAAUCCUUUCAUGUCAACAUGAGGGACACACUCGGGAACUGCUUCUUCCUGCGGGCUGAGAUCUCUCUCAAAGGAGCAACAUAUCAAAUCUCCUUCAGUGACACAGACCAACUGCCCCCUCCUUUCCGUAUAGACAACAUCUCUGAGGUGCCCAUCCAGUUCUGGCAGCAUGGGGUGCCGGACAUAACCCUGCACACAGAGGUGAAGGCUGGUUCAGUACUGGACUAUGCCUGUGAUGAACCCACUCUACCUCCUUACCUUACCCUUACUGUGAAGGGUGCUGGCUCCUCAGAGGUUACUGCUGACAUGAACUUCUUUCGGGAGUACAACAAACUCUACUACGAGAAUUUCAUCUACAUUGCUGCCACAUACACCUUUUCUCAGGAUGCUGAUAAGAGGCCUGUGGGGAAGAAGCGUGUGGUGAGCUGUGCUGAACUGGUGCUAGAUGUCGAGACCAAGACACAGAGAGUCAUACUGAAGAAAAAGGAGCCAGGUAAGCGGUCUCAGCUGUGGAGGAUGACCGGACAGGGCAUGCUGUGCCACGAGGGUUCCUCUCCACCACAGAGCAAACCUGCCCAGCCGCGACCUCUCAGCUCCUCUCUCGUACUGGACAUUGCAGGACUGGCUGCCGUGACCGACAACAGUUAUGAGCCUCUCAUGUUGCGACGGCCAGACCCACGCCGCAGCAUCACCCAGACGUGGCACUUCAGCUCAGGCAUGCUGACCUGUGACCUACCCAGACUGGUUGUUCAGGUGAGGGGUGGAGUGGCAGGGUUGUUUGAUGGUGCGGAGGUGGUGCUGGGGCCUGACUCAGGACCGUCAGAGGUGGCGCCAGAACAGCAGUUCAUUAACCAGAAGAUGAGACCCGGUUCUGGGGUUUUGUCUGUGCAGGUUGUCCCCGACGGACCCACACGUGUCCUGCAGAUAAGUGACUUUAACCAGCGGCGUCAGCGCGCGUCUACCAGAUCAGAAGAUGAGCAGAACAAAGACACUGCACAGAAGACGGUCCCUGAGGACGAGCUGGAGGUGUUGGUGAAUCUGGAGGAGGGUGUAGGCAUUUCUCUGGUGAAUAAGCUCCCAGAGGAGCUGGUGUUUGCGACAUUUUCCGGUAUUGAUGUGCAUUUUACACGCACCGCUGUCAGCCAGGUGCUGGAGCUCAGGGUACAGAACAUCCAGGUGGAUAACCAACUGCUGGGCACGACUCAGCCUGUAAUGAUAUGUGUUACGCCAGGCUCUGAUGAGAACAGUAUUGUAGACUCUGGCCCAGCCUUGGAGAUCAGUGCUGUCAAAGUCCCCAGCAAUCUCAUGCUUACAGAACUCUAUAAGCACCUCAUGGUUACUACUCGACGUUUCUCCGUCAUAAUCGAGGAGAAACUCUUACUGAAGCUGCUCAGUUUCUUCGGUUACGGCCAGGCAGGGGCAGAGGUGGAGAAACUUGAUGAGAACCUGUAUGAGAAGGCCAGUGAGGAUGUAGGAGCUCCAAAGCGCUAUUACUUUGAGAACCUGAAGAUCAGUCUCCCCCAGAUUAAACUAAGUGUCUUCACCUCACACAAAUUGCCUCCAGACCUCAAGGCGCUGAAGGGGACCCUGGGAAUCCCACUCAUUAGAUUUGAGGACGCUAUCAUUAACAUGUACCCCUUCACACGAGUGCACCCUUACGAGACCCAGGAGAUCAUCAUUAAUGACAUCCUGAAGCACUUCAGAGAGGAGCUGAUGAGUCAGGCAGCUCAGAUCCUGGGCUCUGUGGACUUCCUGGGAAACCCUAUAGGCCUGUUAAACGAUGUUACUGAGGGAGUGUCAGAACUCAUUAAAUAUGGCAAUGUGGAAGGGCUCAUCCGUAACGUCACUCAUGGACUCUCCAACUCAGCAGCCAAGUUUGCCGGCACUUUGUCAGAUGGUCUCGGCAAAACCAUGGACAACCGCCAUCAGAACGAACGAGAAUACAUUCGCUACCAUGGAGCCACCAGUGGAGAGCAUCUUGUGGCAGGGAUUCAUGGAUUAGCUCACGGUAUCAUUGGUGGUCUGACCAGUGUUAUCACCUCCACGGUGGAGGGAGUUAAGACUGAGGGAGGCGUCAGCGGUUUCUUCUCAGGCCUGGGAAAAGGCUUAGUUGGCACAGUGACUAAGCCUGUGGCUGGAGCUCUGGACUUUGCUUCAGAGACAGCUCAAACUGUUCGAGACUUGACCAGCCUGAGUAAUCACAGGCUGAAUGUCCAACGUGUGAGGAAGCCACGUUGCUGUCGGGGGCCCCAGGGUCUGCUCCCUCGCUUCUCCUCUGUUCAGGCUGACGGACAGGAGCAACUCUUCCUCCUCACUGACAACAUCCACAUAGAAUACUUCAUCGCUGUGGAGCCAAUAGAUACCUACUGUGUGCUCAUCUCUUCCAAAGCCGUGUAUUUCCUCAAACCCGGGGAUUAUGUCGACAGGGAAGCUAUUUUCCUCGAGGUCAAAUAUGAUGACCUGUAUCACUGCCUAGUCUCUAAGGACCAUGGGAAAGUGUAUCUGCAGCUAACAAAGAAAGCUGAAAGCACCAGUAGUGGCGUGGCCAUUCCAGGGCCGUCACAUCAAAAACCAAUGGUUCAUGUGAAAAAUGAAAGCCUUGCAGCCAAGAUCUCGCAAGAAAUCAACUAUGCCAAGAGUCUGUAUUACGAUCAGCAGCUCAUGUUACCACCUAAUGAAAAUGAAGAUAGCUUAUUGUUGGACUCUUAACUCAAUAGGCCAUUGAGUGGUAGGUGUUUUUAUUCACGCUUUCAAAGUGGGGUCCCCCCCCCCUAUUUUUGUGAUGUUGUGAAUGUUAAUCAGUUUUAAGAAAAUCUGUCACCUCCGUAGGCAGUACUUGACACACAUGCACUAGAUUCUGUUUCUUCUAAAAAUGCAAAUUAUACACCCUCAUCAAGCACAGAUUUAAAUAUGUGAAAUAUAUGCAAGUAUUUUAUCAAGUUCUCUUUAUGCAGAAUGAAUGAGGUAACAAAUAUUUUGUUUUACAAAUGUUUAUAAGAUAUUUGUCACUAGAUGUAAACAUAUAAAGAUAACAUUGUGUAUAUGUCUGUGUAUAAAUGAAACAUGUACAUAUAUAACUACACACUGAUUAACACUAUCUGCCAUGUACAUAUCAGUAGAUUUAUAAGAAGUGAAAUGAACCUGGGAUUGCAGUACAAAACUGCCCUUAAUUUCUUUUUUUUUUCCAUGUGUGUGUGUGUAUGGAAAUAUUUUGUGGUUGAAGAUUGUUAAUAAAUUGCACUGAUGUGGGGAA